Molecule: messenger RNA, 2247 nt
Organism: Pipistrellus kuhlii (Kuhl's pipistrelle)
Lineage: Eukaryota; Metazoa; Chordata; Mammalia; Chiroptera; Vespertilionidae
Product: protein CutA homolog
Exons: 6
Coding region: 304-714 (136 amino acids)
Biological process (GO): response to metal ion
Molecular function (GO): copper ion binding
Source: RefSeq, a predicted model, not a curated record
GGUAGUGGCCCUGCGACCUGGGCAGAGCGAAGGCAAUGGGCACCCUCAUCCCGGGUUAGGCAUGUAUCCAGAGGAGGCGGAGAGCCAUGCCUCUGGAAGACAUGGUGAAAAAUCUCCAGAAGUUGAAAGAAGGCGUCACGCCGACGUGGGGCGCUUUUGGGCGUCAGUGAGUCAACGAUGCUCACUACUGAGAAAAACUAGAAGGCCGUCACGUUUUGCCCUUCUUCUCUACUGAACUCCCCAGGAUGUAAACAUCAAGAAGAUGGAGACCGAGUUAACCUUUUGGGUCAAGGACGGGAUCAGAUGAUCCUGACAGCUUCUUUCCUGACUUACCCCAUGCUCAGGACCCUUAGCCUGCAGCUCCAUUCAGCUGUCACUGGCAGUUAUGUCUCCGGCACUUACUCCAUCGUCCUUGUCAACUGUCCCAACGAGCAAAUUGCCAGAGAGAUUGCCAGGGCAAUCCUGGAUAAGAAGCUGGCAGCCUCUGUGAACAUCCUGCCCAAGGCAUCCUCAUUGUACUUUUGGAAUGGAGAAAUAGAAGAAGCCACUGAGAUCCUGUUGUUAAUAAAGACAAAGACUUCCAAGGUCCACAUGCUCUCCAGCUAUGUCAGGCUGGUGCAUACUUUUGAGAUCCCAGAGAUCUUCAGUCUUCCCAUGGACCAAGGAGAUGUGCACUAUUGGAAGUGGCUGGAGGAGGGCAUGGAGGAGGACUGAGAGGGACGGCCUCCUGUGGAUCCUGCUGGCUGACACUAGCCUUCAUCAGCCGCAUGCUGGGGAAAGGAUGCUGCUUCCUGCCUCUCAGCAGCUCUGGAUUCCUUGUUUUUGUCAGCGCAGAGGAGCUGAGUAACUUGUGUAGGAUGAAGGGCCGAGGCUCCUGAGGCUAGAAGAGGAUGCUGGGCCAGUCCAGGCCAAGCGAGAACCCAGUGGAACUUGUCUCUGAGUACUUCCUAAUAGGUGGCCAGGGGAUGAGGGCAAGGAGGGUAGUGUGCAGGGGACAAGGAGAGAUGGCAGGGAGGGUGAGAUGUGUCAUCUGCAGCAGUCACUGGGCUACCUCAAAUGUUGGGUGGAAUUACUCUCCUGGUUUUCAGGAGAGACAGAUCUGGUUUGAUCUGUUUACCUAGAAGAGUGUGGGUUGAAGGUCAGCUUCUGGAGGAACUGGCAGCACUUUAUCCAAAAGGAUGGAUUGUGAAUGGUGCAAUUUCAGGGACAAGCAAGAUUAUUUCUCCUGGCUGAGGGUGGCACUUGUUAUUCCUGAGGCCUGAGGAGUGGGUCUGGAAUGAGCUUCAGGAGUGUGUGUAGGACUGGGGCGAUAUUAGUACUUAGACACAGCUCAUGGGUUGGGAAUAGGUCUUGACCUUCCUAGCCUGAAUAUGACCAGCAUCAGGAGGUUCUGGUGUCUUGCUCAGUGGAGACAGGCUUGCUUACUGGAGCAUUGAAACUGAGCGUCCUAAAGCAGAAAGAACCCCGGGGAACUUCCAGACCGUGCUCCUCAGACUUGCCCACAGAGCCCAGAGGGUGACAGGAGGUAUGGGGACUGCCUGCCCCUCUCCGCCACCUUCAGCCAGUGCAACUGUUUUUUUUAAAAUUUUUAUUUUAUGUAUUGAGUUCUCAUGAGAUUUGUGGAGCUUUUAUAAAAGUUUUCUUUGUCAAAAGUUGUAAAUGAGUGGUGUAAGCCUGUCUCCACUCUAUAGGUUUAAAGGAAACGGAACUGCACUGAGGUCCGGAAAGGGAGUGGCGUGAUGUUACUAACGGGACAGCCAGGCUACCUACCCUGAGUCUGGUGUGCUCCUAUCCCUGCUCCUUCCCAGGUGGAAGAGGGCAUGGAAGGCCGAACCCCCAACUCAUCCUAAACUUGAUGCUUUUUACUGCCUCUUCCAAAGAGGCUGGAAAAUGUCCUUUUGUAGACCAGAGACCCAGAGAGCCUGCUGCAGCCUAUUGUAAAGGAAGUGUUUUUAUAAUAGUUCAUCUAUGUGGUAAGUGGGCCUGGGACUUCUACCACUGGCUGGAGGUAGGUGAUAGUGUCUUUAUUCUGUACGUAAGAGGAUGGAUUUAGAGCUCAGCGAUUUUUAAAGUCUGCAUGACUCCAUCUUGCAUGGUUUGGCCUUUACGUCUCCCCGAUUGGUGCUGUGGAGCCGGGCCGGGGCCUAGACCAGUGUUUCCACAGGGGAUGCCUUCCCAGCAUUUCUCAGGACAUGUACGUGUUUUGAAUCGGGAAUCGCCAGAAAAAUCAGUUCAGAGAAUAUGGAG